AUGGAGAGAGAGUUUGCACUAAGCUUAGAUUGCCAUUGGGGGCAGUUAGAAGAAUGGACAAAAUAUCAUUUAGCAACAAUUGAUAUUCAGUGGAUGGAUGGCUUAGCUUUCCACAACUCUAAUUCAUUCAAAAACAACAAAAAGAGUGUUGGGGCCGGAAGAGCUUCCCUAAGUAUGCAAUUGGCUAUACUUGUGCUUGCUGAACAAAAUCGAAGCAUAUAUGAUAUUAUGGAAGAGCUUGAUCUUUUGGUUUUCUGGAAAAACUAUGACACUAUCGUAAUUGGUUUGACGUUGUUAAUAGCAAUAAAUUAUGCUAUCUGGAAAGCUUGGAGAAGUGAUAAAAAGUCCGGAGGUGUUAUGGGACGCGUUGGUUUCCCUGUCGUCGGUGAAACUUUCUCUUUUCUGUCGGCAACUAAUAGUUCUAAGGGUUGUUAUGAGUUCGUCAGGCUCCGGAGAUUAUGGGGUAUACGUUAUUCAUGUAAGAGAGUGAGAAUUUUAGCAAAAACGUGUAGGCACGGGAAGUACUUCAAGACGAGAAUAUUUGGGAAGAUUCAUGUGUUUAUUCCGAGCACAAAAGGAGCAAGACAAGUAUUGAGUAAUGAUUUUGUAGAAUUCAACAAAGGAUAUGUGAAAUCAAUGGCCGACGCUGUUGGUGAGAACAGCUUGUUAUGCGUACCACAUCAUACCCAUCAAAGAAUCCGCCGUCUUCUUUCUCAACCUUUCUCCAUGCCUUCACUUUCCAACUUCGUUCGAACUUUCGAUCAGAUGCUUACGCCAACACUCAACAAAUUAGAACAAACUGGCCACAGCUUUACUGUGCUUGACUUCACCAUGAAGAUGACAUUUGAUGCAAUGUGUAAUAUGCUAAUGAGUGUGAGAGAUGAGUGGUUGCUUGGGGAUAUAGAAAAGGAUUGCAUUGCAGUUUCAGAUGCCAUGCUAUCUAUUCCAUUCAUGAUUCCUGGUACCACAUACUAUAAAGGCAUUAAGGCUCGUAAAAGGUUGACGGAAACCUUGAAAGGGAUGAUUGGGAAGAGACGGAGUGGAAUGGAGAAGCAUGACGAUUUUCUACAGACAAUGAUAGAGAGAGAUUCAUACCCAUCGUCCGAGAAGCUCAAUGACUCGGAGAUCAUUGAUAACCUUUUAACUUUGAUCAUUGCUGGCCAGACUACCACAGCUGCAGCUAUGAUGUGGAGUGUCAUGUUCUUGCAUUUAAAUCAAGAUUCCCUAAAUAAACUUCGAGAAGAACAAUUGUUCAUUGCCAAAAAUAAGCAGGAUGGAGACUCUCUCACCCUUGAAGAUCUUAACAAAAUGUCUUAUGGAUUAAAGGUUGUCAAAGAGACAUUGCGAAUGUCAAAUGUCUUGUUAUGGUUUCCUCGAGUUGCACUAAAUGAUUGCACAAUUGACGGAUUUGAGAUAAAGAAAGGAUGGCAUGUAAAUAUUGAUGCAACACAUAUACAUUAUGACCCAGCCCUGUACAAGGAUCCUUUGCAAUUUAAUCCAUCAAGAUUUGAUGAAAUGCAAAAACCAUAUGCUUUUAUACCUUUUGGUUCAGGACCCAGGACAUGCCUAGGAAUGAAUAUGGCAAAAGUGACAAUGUUGGUAUUUCUACAUAGGCUAACUAGUGGUCACACGUGGAAAAUUCAUGAUCUAGAUCUCAGUCUAGAAAAGAAGACGCAUAUUCCUCGACUAAGAAGUGGUUGUCCCAUUACCUUGAAACCCUUAAAUGAUUCAACACAAUAAGCAAAUUGUUUAUUCCACACAUUCGUUAUGCCACGUCAUCUAAUUUGCGAUAUUGAAAUAUUCAAUUAUUAUUUAUCUUUUUAUCAUUAAAUAUCCUAAUAUUGCAAACGUCUCAUUGGUUUGUUGCACGAAUGGUGUGGUAUAACUGUUGCGUUGUAUAAUUAUUCCAAUAAGCAACGCAUGUUUCUUAUACAAUUAAUAAAAUGAUCUUUCAAAAUAAAUAAUGGUUUUUAGAUUUGUGUUCACUGUUCA
Molecule: messenger RNA, 1992 nt
Organism: Mercurialis annua (annual mercury)
Lineage: Eukaryota; Viridiplantae; Streptophyta; Magnoliopsida; Malpighiales; Euphorbiaceae
Product: abscisic acid 8'-hydroxylase 3-like
Exons: 12
Coding region: 1-1740 (579 amino acids)
Biological process (GO): sterol metabolic process; brassinosteroid homeostasis; multicellular organism development
Molecular function (GO): monooxygenase activity; oxidoreductase activity, acting on paired donors, with incorporation or reduction of molecular oxygen; heme binding
Source: RefSeq, a predicted model, not a curated record